UUAAAAGAAAGAGACUUUUAUAAAUAAAAAGAUAUCUGUCGAUUGAUAUAUAACAAUAUUUGAAGAUGUUUAAAGAAGAGAUAAUAUUUUGGGUAAAAUACAAAAAUCAAAACUGAAUAUUGCAAUAAAGUUGCGUAAAUAUUGCAAUGAAAUUGCACUGUAGAAGUAUUACAAAAUAAUAUUAUAAAGCAUACUAUUAAAGCAAAUUUGUGGAAAGCAAUGUCUUUAUUAAUUGAUGCAAAACCAUCUGCCUUAAGCAGUAAUGUAAGUGAAGAUGUAUUAAACAAAGACAUUUUAUUGAAAAUAGAAAAUGACCUUAGCAUCGACGAGAAAAUAUCUAUUUUAUUUUUGAUGAUAACUGAUUAUCAACAUAGCUUUAGAGAAAUUUGUGAUUUAUUAGAAAACUAUAAAGAUCACAAAGUUUAUAUACUUACAGAAUUUAUAAAUAAAUAUCCUGAAAAUUGGAAAAAUAAAUUAUUGGAAUCUAUAUGUAUUAUAAAAAAUAGGCAAAUUAUACGAAAGUUGGGAAUAUCAUUUGAAGAUUUGGAUUUAUUUUAUCUGCCAAAAAAUGGAUCAUAUUCCAAAUACUUAAAUUUAAUUGCAAAAAGUCUAUAUUUAUUAUGUGAAGCUCUUUCUGAAGAUAAAAUCAAAUUAUUACUGCAAUAUGUUAGAACUGAUUUAACUGCAUAUGAAGAAUAUUUAAAAGAUAUAGAUUUUCUUGAAUUACAUAUGUUAUAUUGGAUGCAAGUAAAUUAUAUUUCAAUAUAUUCAGAUGGUAAGGCCAAACUUAAGAAUUUGCUUAAACAUUUAAAGAUUUUCAAAGAUUUAGAGCAUAUUUAUGAAGAUCUGAAAAAAUAUGAAAAUCAUCAAAAUGUGUUAGAUACACAGCGUACAAAUUCUACUAAUAUAUCUCAUAUACAAACGUUUUCCAUGAGAGAAGAAGAAUCUGUGUUGUCAGAUGUGGAAGGAGAAGAUAUAAGAAAACUAAACAAUGGCCUUUGUAUUAUUAUAAGCCAAAUGCGUUUUUCAGGUCAACAGUUUGAAACCAGAUUUGGAACUGUAGCUGAUCGUAUGAAAUUAUCAGAAACAUUCCAAAAAUUUGGUUUUACCAUUGAGGUGUUUGAGAAUUUAACCAAAGAUGAAAUACUUACAACAUUAGAAAAUAUUCCAAAAGACUUUGGUACUGAUUAUGACUGCAUUUUUGUAUGCAUUUUAAGUCAUGGUUGUAAAGGUGGUAUUAUUAGUGCAGAUGAAAAAGAAGUUAGCAUUGAAGCAAUAGAGCAUAAAUUUUGUUGUACAAAAUUAAAGGAUGUUAUUAAAGUAGUUAUUAUACAGGCUUGUCAGGGAAAGGUGACAGGACAAAUAAAUGACGAUGAAGUAACUCAUUUAGUUACAGAUGGUCCUUUAAAUUGUGAAGUUUCAAGUAUUUUACCAUACAAAAAUUUCUGUAUAUUUAUGUCAACUAUGCAAGGUUUCAUAUCUGUUCGUCAUAAAGAAGAAGGAUCUUGGUUUAUACAAGAAUUUUGUAAUAUUUUACAAAAUGGAGGAAAUAAAAUUACAUUCCUGAAGGCUAUUAGAAAAACAAUUCAGUCGGUAAUGAAGAAGAAAGGAAAAUUAAAUGGAACAAAUUCCAUUGCUCAAUUACCUGAAUUGAAAACAUGCAGAUUACUUACAGAUUUUCAGUUACCAGAUUAUCGAGCAGAUAUAUAAAAAAAGGAAAGACAAUAUUAUUGCCUUCAAUGUACAAAAUUAAUAAAAUAGAAUAAUAAAUAAUA
Bombus terrestris (buff-tailed bumblebee) is the source of this 1775-nucleotide messenger RNA. It is a transcript of the gene Dredd, whose product is annotated as caspase-8. Gene Ontology annotation, molecular function: cysteine-type endopeptidase activity. Bases 220 to 1710 code for a protein of 496 amino acids. The record is from RefSeq and is a predicted model, not a curated record. Gene Ontology annotation, biological process: proteolysis. The transcript has 7 exons. NCBI's taxonomy places the organism in Eukaryota, Metazoa, Arthropoda, Insecta, Hymenoptera, Apidae.